AUGCAAUGUCUUUCGAAGAAGAUUACGGGACAACGCCAUAAAUUCACCAGAGCAGAAGAUGAAUUACUCAAGUCGCUUGUUCAAGUCUAUGGAGAGACCAAAUGGGCCUUAAUUUCGGAGAAAAUGCAAACAAGAAGUCCUAGACAGUGCCGUGAGCGCUAUAAAAACUACCUCUCUCCCAAGAUCCAAAAUUCUCCAUGGACUCCUGAAGAAGAGAAUCUCCUGAUUCAAAAAUAUCAGCAAUUAGGUCCGAAAUGGUCCAUAAUUUCUGUUUUCUUUGCUCCACGUUCAGAUGUAAAUGUGAAAAAUCAUUGGGCUGUGAUGAUGAACCGAAAUCAGAGAGAAAAGAAUUUAGCUCAGAACACAGAAAUGAGUAGUCAGUAUUCUUCCCCGACAUGCAACUCUCCUGAUCCAGAACCGGUCCGAAGGAAGCCAAUUCCUUUACCAAUGAUCAAUUCUAUUAGAAAAGAACUCGAUGAUCCAUUCUUUGAUGCCGAUUAUCACAUUCUUGAUGAUGAUUGCGAUCUUGAAUUUCAAUUUAAUUAUAAUUUAUAA
Molecule: messenger RNA, 555 nt
Organism: Trichomonas vaginalis G3
Lineage: Eukaryota; Parabasalia; Trichomonadida; Trichomonadidae
Product: RNA polymerase II transcription regulator recruiting protein
Exons: 1
Coding region: 1-555 (184 amino acids)
Biological process (GO): regulation of DNA-templated transcription
Cellular component (GO): nucleus
Molecular function (GO): RNA polymerase II cis-regulatory region sequence-specific DNA binding; DNA-binding transcription factor activity, RNA polymerase II-specific
Source: RefSeq, a predicted model, not a curated record